AUGCUUUUUGAUGAUGAUGAAGACUUAGAACACUCUCAGUGGAGAGCUCUGAAAGUAAUUACAGAGUUAGAAAUUAAAGAAGAAAAUGUCUUUGUGCUUCUUUUCUCUGCAGCAUGGGUAGGAGCCCUUGCGAUGGGCAUGAUUUUCUUCUGUUCUCCCAUUGUGAGUAUAUUCACUGACCGUUUGGGCUGCCGAAUCACAGCAACUGCGGGGGCUGCCGUUGCUUUCAUUGGCCUUCAUACCAGCUCCUUCACCAGCUCCCUAAGCCUGCGCUACUUCACCUACGGGAUUCUCUUUGGUUGUGGCUGUUCCUUCGCCUUUCAGCCAUCCCUUGUCAUCCUGGGCCACUACUUCCAACGCCGCCUAGGUCUGGCCAAUGGUGUGGUGUCCGCUGGGAGUAGCGUCUUCUCCAUGUCCUUCCCCUUCCUCAUCAAAAUACUGGGGGAUAAGAUCAAGCUGGCCCAAACCUUCCAGGUGCUGAGUACCUUCAUGUUUGUUCUCAUGCUGCUCUCACUUACCUACCGGCCCCUCCUGCCCAGCUCCCAGGACACCCCAAGCAAGAGAGGUGUCCACACCCUGCAACAGCGCCUCAUGGCUCAGCUCAGGAAGUACUUCAAUAUGCGAGUGUUCCGCCAACGCACCUACCGCAUCUGGGCCUUUGGGAUUGCUGCUGCUGCCCUUGGCUACUUCGUUCCCUAUGUACACCUGAUGAAGUAUGUGGAAGAGGAGUUCGUGGAAAUCAAGGAGACCUGGGUGCUCUUGGUGUGUAUUGGGGCUACCUCAGGCCUUGGGCGUCUUGUGUCAGGCCACAUCAGUGACUCCAUUCCUGGACUUAAAAAGAUCUACUUGCAGGUCCUCUCCUUCCUGCUUCUGGGCCUGAUGUCCAUGAUGAUUCCCCUGUGCCAGGACUUCGGGGGCCUCAUUGUUGUAUGCCUUUUCCUGGGCCUGUGCGACGGCUUCUUCAUCACCAUCAUGGCACCCAUUGCAUUUGAACUGGUGGGCCCAAUGCAGGCCUCACAGGCCAUUGGCUACCUCCUGGGCAUGAUGGCCCUGCCAAUGAUUGCUGGACCCCCCAUUGCAGGCCUCCUCCGCAACUGUUUUGGGGACUACCAUGUGGCCUUCUACUUUGCCGGUGUGCCGCCCAUCAUCGGGGCUAUAAUCCUCUUCUUUGUCCCUCUGAUGCAUCAAAGGAUGUUCAAGAAAGAGCAGAGGGAUUCCAGCAAGGAUAAGAUGCUGGCCCCAGACCUGGACCCCAAUGGGGAGCUGCUGCCAGGCUCCCCUACUCCUGAGGAACCAAUCUAAUGCCUCUUUCUUGCCAUUGUGUGCUCCUCCCCAGCCCUGCCCCUUCACCCCACCCUGCUCAGCAUUUACAUUUUUGCCACCAGCACACUUGUUCCCAAACCUGUGCACACAGCAUUUCAGCCACCUGACCAUCCCCUUGGAGCCAAAUCUCCAGGUGUUCCAAAUUCCUUAACCAAAUUCUCCCUGUGAAUGCCUUUAAACUUGCCAGGGCCCUUCUCCUCCCAGGAUCUGGGAAAGUUUGGGAUCACUCCCUGGCCUUUGGAAUCUCUCCAUAAACUUUCUAACCCCUGGGGAAGGAGAGGGAUGGAACCUCUUGGCCCCAGCUUGUUAGUCACCCACUAAAAUCAACUGCCAAAGGUGCUACUGUGUCCCCAGGAGCCUAGUGAGGUAGACCCAAACUUCUGUUUGCUAAGUUCAUUGCCAUCCAUCCUUGGGAGCCAUUGGGAGGGCAAAAUGAGACAAGUAGCCUUGUUUAGCCUAAGAGUUUCUGAGGGCCUCCCAAGAAGGCAAUAUCCCCAUCAUAUGGUUCGUUAACAAUCUAUUUCCCUCUUCUCUCCCUUCUUAAUUUACUCUACUGCCUCCUCUCCAUUCUCUUCCCUCUCUAUUUCUUUUUAUGACUGUCAUAGACACAUGGGUGCUUGAAGAAAGGAGAGACCCAGAGCCUGGGCCAAUCAGCCUCACUUUGGCCCAGUUCACCCCUAACACUAGCAUCAAUCCCACUCAUCUCAGGCUGAGCCACAUCUCACUUUUUGGCUCAAGCUGAUAUAGUCAUAGACUGGAAAAGUAGAAUGCCAUAAAUGGAAGGGACCUUAAACACCAUAGAGUUCCAUGUUCCACUUGAUGAUUUCCCAGGCUAAUGCAUUAACAUGGAGACCCUCCCAGCUCCCCAUCCUUGUAUUCACCUGUGAAAAUGUGAAGAAACUCCUUUCAUCUCAGAAGGCAGCGGAGGACUGAUGACAGAGCUGGCAUGGUGGGGGGAGGGGCAGCGGUUACGGACGUGGUGAAGGACCAACUCCUCCAUCUCAGUUUUCAUGACAGGUCAAUAUUUCCAUCUGGGCCAAGCCAGGAAAAGGACUGUUUAAGAAAAGCCCCGUUCUCUACCUGGAUCCUAAAAAGUACAGGUAGCAGCUGCACAUGGGGUUGGACAAUUUCUUUUAGGAAGAGGAAGCCAUCCUACCCUUACCACCCAAUGUGUCUCCCAUGCUGGGCAUCCUGAGCCACUCUGCUCAGUGGGCAUUAAAAGUGCCAGGAAAGGUAGACUCUGGACUGCCUUCAUUCCUCUGCAGUAGGUGCCAGAUGCUGCCUCUGCCCAGGCUCUGGGCAGCAGUCUUACUGAAAAGCAUUCCUAGUAUCCCCGGCCAGGGGCAGAGGGCACUGCCAGGCUGUGUCCAGCUAGCACAGCUCACCUCAUUAGGAGCUCAGCCUCCCUCCUCACUCUGCCUCUUUGUGUCUCUUUUUCUCCUCUCUGGGCCUUUGUCUAUUGUGUUCCUGACACCCACCCUUUCGUCAUCUCCUUGCCAUGCAUCCCUGGCUGUCACUUGGAGCCAAUAGUAACUUGCCACCCCGAGCCAGGGUCAUCCUGGGGCCAGAAGGAUGAGGUUGCCCUGAGGGGCUCCAAAGAAGACAAUGGUCCCCACCCAUGAGUUUUUCCGUUACAAACAGGCAGCUGGGGCAUGGCUGGCCUCUGAAGGUUUUAUUCAAGGCCAAAGUCCUGAGCCCCCUCCACUGGUUCCAGUCCAGCUCUUUUCAACACCCCAAAGGAAAACCCACUGGUUCUUGGCUCUGUGGGUGGGAAGGGGCCUAGUUACUAUCCUGUCAGCUCAAACAGCAGUGGAACAGGAGAAACUGAGCUCCAGGAGCCCUGUAACUCCCAGGACAGACCACUGAAAAUACUGGAGCAACAAUGCUCCUGCCUCCGGAGGAGAGUUCUGCAGGGCCUCUUUUGUUGCUGAUGGCAUGGAUAGCUCUUAAGAAUCAGGGUGCCACCCACUUCUCUCUAGAUGAAGAAAGGACAUUCACAGGUCCCAAAUCUGCCCAUUCAGGUGUCACAGAACAUGGCGCGGUGUCAGUUCACUUCUUCCACACAUGCAUGUGUGAGCUUGUGUGUUUUGGGAGAGAAUGUUGGUUGGCAAAAGCAGCACAGUAUUAAUAUUUAGAGUAGGAUGCAACCUCUUAUCCACCACAGUUAAGUACGAGAACGAACAAAAUUUCAGAGCUUGAGACCUGGGACAUUUAAAUACUCAAGGGGUUUGGAACAAAAUAAACAGAUCUAAAAAUUUG
This is a messenger RNA of Galeopterus variegatus (Sunda flying lemur), 3582 nucleotides long. It is a transcript of the gene SLC16A2, whose product is annotated as solute carrier family 16, member 2 (thyroid hormone transporter). Gene Ontology annotation, biological process: transmembrane transport. The transcript is spliced from 6 exons. The record is from RefSeq and is a predicted model, not a curated record. The coding region runs from base 1 to 1302 and encodes 433 amino acids. Gene Ontology annotation, molecular function: thyroid hormone transmembrane transporter activity; monocarboxylic acid transmembrane transporter activity. Lineage: Eukaryota; Metazoa; Chordata; Mammalia; Dermoptera; Cynocephalidae.